AUGACAGACGCCAAGGUGGCCGCCGCCAUUGCGAGCGGCAAGGUGCCCGAGGGCAUCACCGAAGCCUUUCUCAACGAGAGCAAGGACAAGCCUGCCAUUAUCGCCAUUGUCAUUGUGGCCGUCCUGACAAGUUGCGUCGUGCUUUGCCGGUUGGCGUCACGAGCCUUCAUCGUCAAGCGCGUGGGAGUCGACGAUGGUUUAGCCUUGGCAUCCCUGGCUUGCUUCAUUGCAUUUGUUGGUCUUACCAUUGAGCUGAUCCGAUUGGGCUCGGGUCGCCACUUUGCAUACAUCCAGUACACCAUGGACAACGACACGAUGCUGUUGACACAGCUCAUCGACUUCAUCGCCCACAUCAUCUACACCAUUGCGCUCCUCCUGUGUCGCGUUUCCGGCUUGGCGUUUUACUGGCGGCUCUGCCAUAUGCAUGACAAGUUCAAACUGACGAUUCAAAUCGUCUUUGGCUUCCUGGUCGCAGGCUUCCUACCGCAACUCCUGCUCAUCAUCUUCCACUGCAAACCGGUCACGGGAUGGUGGCCCUACGACUUUCAGCCCGAAUUUGGCCGGUUCGAAUGCUUGCAAUGGGGGUUGGUGUAUGUCGUGAAUUCUUCCGUCUCGUUGCUGUGCGAUUUGCUCAUCUUUGGUAUCCCAAUUGCCAUGCUGUGGACGCUGGAAAUGACGCGCAGAAAGAAGAUUCAACUCGGCUCCAUCUUGCUACCCGGUAUUCUGGUCAUUGCCAUUUCCAUCACACGACUCAUUCUGGUCAUUCGCGGACAAUGGGAGGCGGACAUGUCAUGGGAGUACAAUCCGAUGCUCGGUGUCGAGGUUGCUGAGAUUGGCGCCACCCUGAUUGCGCUUUCUGUCCCCGGAGUGAAGCCCAUGUACGAUAAAUUCGUACUGGGCAAGAAGGAGGCCAGUCAAUCAUCUGCCUCGGCAAGUCGGAUGCAGAACAGGAGCGCUGACUCAAACGCGACCAAGCUUGGCACGCUACGGCUGCGGAGCCAGCAUCUGGGCAGCCGGGAAGAGAUCAACCACCUAAACUACGCGACGGCGGUGAGCGCCAGCCAUGCUCCGAGUACGGACGAUUCUCACAGCGCCAAGUCGACGGAUGGUAUCUAUGUCAAGGUUGACUUUGACAUUCACGAAGGACCAACUCAUGCCCGGUGA
This is a messenger RNA of Cordyceps militaris CM01, 1164 nucleotides long. RefSeq lists its product as uncharacterized. Bases 1 to 1164 code for a protein of 387 amino acids. Lineage: Eukaryota; Fungi; Ascomycota; Sordariomycetes; Hypocreales; Cordycipitaceae. The record is from RefSeq and is a predicted model, not a curated record. The transcript is spliced from 4 exons.